AUGGUCGCUGAGGUAUUAAGCAUCAUAGUCAAUUACAAUUAUGGUUGGCCUACGUCGCCGCCUUUUAAGCGUCCUUACUUACGAGCCUUAAACCCAAUCAAGAUCUUACAAAUUAACAGAGAAAUUCUUUACUACAUCCUAUCUUUUCGCCAUAUUAAUUUAUAUUUUAUGUGGAAAAAGUUAUAUAAUACGGCCAAGCCACCACAUUUAUAUAAGGAUAUACCAUAUUCACUUAAUGGAUGCCGAUUAGAUAUUCAUCGUUCGGAAGAGAGUGUUCAAAAUAACAAUACGUUACGCCCAAUAGUCAUCUAUAUAUAUGGUGGAGCAUGGAUGUUUGGCUCGAAGCAAAUGUAUUGUGUAUUAGCUGCGAAUUUAGCUAAUUUAACAGGCUGCGUCGUUUGUUGUCCAAAUUACCUACUGGUUAAUAAGGGUAAUGUAGUUCAUAUGCUACAAGAUUUAAAGGAUUGUACUCGAUGGCUUAUCGAUCAUGGGAAAGAAUAUGGAGGAGAUCCUGAAAACAUAUUAUUCGUUGGACACUCUUCAGGAGCCCACUUAUCCAUUUUAAAUUUGAUAGAAUUGAUCAGCCAAAGUUAUUGGAAUACUGAAAGUAACAAUAUUGUACGCAAAAUUAAAGGCGUUAUUGCACUAGCUGGCGUUUACGAUAUUCCACAACACUUAUUAUAUGAGAUAGGGAGAGGUGUCGAAGAUGUAUCCGGUAUGUAUAGAGCUAUGCUCGGUGUUACCGGUUUAAAGCGCUAUUCUCCCUACUAUCUAGUUCAAGAUAUGCUAUCAAGAAGUGAAAAUACAAGCAGAAUAUGCAAUAUUUUUGGAAUUUCUAAUUUUAGUAGUCAAGAAAAAGACAGUAGUCUGUGGCCGCAUAUCAUAUUACUUCAUGGAGAGAACGAUACUACUGUCCCAGUCCAGCAAUCUGAAAAAUUUUAUCAAGUCGUUAAGGAAUUAGAUGUUACCAUUGAAUAUUGCGAAUUAAAGCACUUGGAUCAUACAAACUACAUUAUUGAUAUGAUGAAUGCCAACUAUCAAAUUCACAAGAUUAUCUCUGAAAUAAUCACGCCCAAUGUUCAGAAAAUUAUUCUUCGUGAACGCUAG
This is a messenger RNA of Trichoplax adhaerens, 1107 nucleotides long. RefSeq lists its product as uncharacterized. The transcript has 7 exons. The record is from RefSeq and is a predicted model, not a curated record. NCBI's taxonomy places the organism in Eukaryota, Metazoa, Placozoa, Uniplacotomia, Trichoplacea, Trichoplacidae. Bases 1 to 1107 code for a protein of 368 amino acids.